This is a messenger RNA of Chelonus insularis, 689 nucleotides long. RefSeq lists its product as uncharacterized. The record is from RefSeq and is a predicted model, not a curated record. Lineage: Eukaryota; Metazoa; Arthropoda; Insecta; Hymenoptera; Braconidae. Bases 38 to 637 code for a protein of 199 amino acids. The transcript is spliced from 2 exons.
ACAAAUUACAGUGACAUUCAAGUGACAAAUAAACGUCAUGUUAAUUUUUAUCUUAAUACUUUUAUUCAUUAUUGACGUGAAAGGGUACCCUCAAAGUACGGAAUUAAUUAAUAAUCAACAUCAGCAAGUUAUUUUUAAUAGAAUAAGUCCUUGGAUAUUAUUGAGAGCAAAGAGAAAUUUUAAUGACACACGUGCAGCUCAUGAACAAAAUAUUGAUGAUUAUUAUUUUAAAAAAAAAGCUGUAAUCGAUAGAUUUUAUACUCGACAACGUGAAAUAAAUGAUGCUUUCCAAAAUAAUUCUUCAGUUUCAAGACAAACAAUAACAACUGAACAAACACCAACUACACCACCAGGAUAUCGAAAUUUGGGCAAUUGUUCACAUUCACAAAAAACCAGGCUAUUGUAUCAACACAAUUUGGGAAUAGGAUUAAAAGGAUCAUCACAGUUGAAUGCCAAUUUUCAAGUAAAUUUAGACAGUCCAAUAGUAAUAACCUGUGUUGAAGCAUUCCUUUACAAUAAUACUCAAGGUACAAUAACGUGGUUGAGUGGAGGACCUGGUAGAAAUUAUUUAAGGCUUAAUAUAAAAUCUUCAACAAAUAAAGGAGUUUCUUAUGUAAUUAAAAUAUAUGGUGCAUAAAAAUGAUAUAAAGGAUUAAUAACAGAAUAAAAAAUAAAAGCUUCUUAUUAAA